This is a messenger RNA of Malania oleifera, 5865 nucleotides long. RefSeq names its product protein indeterminate-domain 5, chloroplastic-like. The transcript has 3 exons. NCBI's taxonomy places the organism in Eukaryota, Viridiplantae, Streptophyta, Magnoliopsida, Santalales, Ximeniaceae. Gene Ontology annotation, cellular component: nucleus. The record is from RefSeq and is a predicted model, not a curated record. Gene Ontology annotation, molecular function: DNA-binding transcription factor activity. Bases 433 to 2211 code for a protein of 592 amino acids.
GAGGAAAAUGUCCUGUAUAUGUGUUAGUGUAUCUGCAUGACAACAAAGCACAGAAGAACACCAACAGUGGGCAUCUCUGCCUCAAAAUUUUCAUUUAUAAGAACAGAAGCAGUCGAGAUGAGAACCAUCGAUGAGAAGGCUCCAUCAAUUCUCCUCCUUUUCACCUUUCUUCGGUUUCAGCUUUUCUUCCAGAUUUUGUUUUCCUUUUCGGGUUUCUUCAUCAAUCAUCACCAAAAAAGAUCGAAUCAAACUGAUCAAAUAAGAUUUUAGAGAAGCUCAAACUGCAUGCUGGUUUUGUUCUUAGUUUUAAGAUUUUAGCUUGGAUUGUGCGGAGAAGCCAAAGAAAAGCGACAGAUGCAACAAACCUAGCUUGACGAACAAGAAGAAGAAGAAGAAGAUAAAAGAAUUUUAAUUCGUAAAUUAAAUUCAAAGAUGGCCGCAUCCUCCUCGUCGGUGCCAUUCUUUGGGCUCAGAGAUGAAGAUCAAAACCAGCUUAAACAACAGCAUUCCUCACCAGCAACAGCUCAGACUUCAGCUCCUCAGAAGAAAAAGAGAAACCUUCCCGGAAAUCCAAAUCCAGAUGCAGAGGUAAUCGCACUAUCUCCCAAGACCCUAAUGGCAACAAACAGGUUCAUAUGUGAGGUAUGCAACAAAGGAUUCCAAAGGGAGCAAAACCUACAGCUCCACAGAAGAGGACACAACCUGCCUUGGAAGCUAAGGCAGAAGACUACAAAAGAAACCAAGAGGAAGGUGUAUCUGUGCCCCGAGCCCACUUGCGUCCACCACGACCCCUCCAGAGCCCUCGGCGACCUCACCGGCAUCAAGAAGCACUACUCCCGCAAGCACGGCGAGAAGAAGUGGAAGUGCGAAAAAUGCUCUAAGCGCUAUGCCGUGCAGUCCGACUGGAAAGCUCAUUCCAAGACCUGCGGUACUCGAGAAUACAGAUGCGAUUGUGGCACUCUAUUCUCUAGGCGAGACAGUUUCAUAACUCACAGGGCCUUCUGUGACGCACUGGCUCAAGAAAGCGCAAGACAUCCUACCACCUUGAACUCCAUUGCAGGAAGCCAUUUAUAUGGCAAUACCAACAUGAGCUUAGGCAUAUCCCAACUUGGUCCCCAAGUUUCCCCAAUGCCAAAUCACAACCACCAACCUAAUGACAUGUUACGCCUCGGUGGCCCCCGUCCUGGGCAAUUCGAUCACCUAAUGCCUCCCGCAAUGGGUUCGGCUUUCCGAUCCCCUCCCUCAUCUAUGCCUUCGUCUGCUUUCCUAAUGCCUGAGCCAAACCAAGAUUAUCACGAGGAGCACCAAUCUCAACAUGGGUUGUUUCCAAACAAACCAGUCCAUGGACUAAUGUCGUUUUCCGAGCUUCAAAACAACCAAAACAAUCCUUCCUCUGCUGCCAAUUUCUUCAACUUUGGCUUCUUUCCGAACACUAGUGGUACCAAUAGCUGCAACAAUAUUAAUGCUACCAGUUCUUCUUCCAGCCUUUUAAUUCCAAAUCAGUUCCACAGUGGGAACGGUGGCAACAUUAGUACUGGCGAGGGGUGUAGCCUCUUCUCAAGUAGCUUGAAUAUGGGGGAUCAAAUUACUUCAGGCUUUUCCUCUCUCUUUAGCAGCACUUCGCUUCAGAAUGCCAAUGUUAAUGUGCCACACAUGUCUGCCACAGCACUGCUUCAAAAGGCUGCUCGAAUGGGUUCGACCUCAAGCGGCGGUGGCGCCUCGUUGCUACAAGGCUUGGGAAGCUCUUCCUCUGCCGGUCCAAAAUCCGAUAGGCUGCCGGCUCCGGCAAACUUCAGCAGCAUGUUGGGAGAAAAUGACAACAAUCUGCAUGACCUGAUGAACUCUUUCGCUACCGGAAGCUCCUCCAUUUUUGGAGGAGUGAAUGCGUAUGGGACGCAUGAAGACGGGAACCCUUAUCAAGAUGGUGGAUACAGUGGCAAUAGGAGCAGUUUAGGAGUGCAGCACCACCACCAUAGCCCAAGUUUCUCCAACAUGGAGGAACACUCCCUCCUGCAGAAGAAUCUAUCGGGGAGUAUUGGGAGUUCUGAUAGAUUAACCAGAGACUUUCUUGGGGUUGGGGAGAUUGUGAGAAGCAUGAGUGGUGGAAUUUCACAGAAAGAACAGCAAGCUGGCAUUGAUGUGAUCUCGUUGGAUUCCGAAAGAAAGACUGCGCAGACCAGCCGAUCUUUUGGAGGUGGGGAUUUUCUGUGAGAAAGAGAUAGGAACUCAAGAGAAAGACAGAGAGUGCGUGAGAAAGAGAAGAAGAAGAAAGUACAGGUACGUGAAGAUUACACAAGCUCACUUUUUCACAAGUAGAGGUAUUCAUAUUUUCCAUUGGUGAAUGUGCCUUUAAACUGUCUCUCUCCAUUUUUAUUUUUUAUUUUUUAUUUUCACUUCGCUUCAAGGAUAAAGCAUCUUUUACUCUCACAUAAAGUUUUCGUAAAGAAAUUCAUGAACUGGGCGGGCCAACAUGGGGUUUUGUUUUCUUUCACUUGUCUUUUUGCUUUUUCGCCCGACAAUGUCACGAGUGCUGAAAGUAAGAAUGCUACGAUAAGAAGUGUUCCUUCUCUGCUAUUAGGCUCACGGAAAUAAUCCUCUUCCACGUAAUUAAACUUUGGGUUGGGGACUUUCACCUAGCUUGUUACAUGUCCUUCCCUUCCUUUUAACUGAAGUUUUUCACACAUUCUGACCAAGAUAAAGUAAAGAGUAGUCAAGUCCACCUAAGUCAACCUAGUUCAAUGUAAGAUGAAACCAUCAUACCAUCUAAAGUAAUUAGGGAAAUACAUGUCUACUGAGAAAUACAUAUGGUGCUAUAUCAAUUUGAUGCGGGCUCUCCGAGAAGUAUGAGCAUAUGCACAUGGAGUAUGAAAAUUGUAUUGAGGGUAACAGAAAUGAUGGAUAACCAACUUGCAAUGAGAGUUUUCCAUUUCUUUUUUGGAGGCUUAAUCAGGAAAGCAAUUUAGCUUCUUAGGGUUUACAAUUGGGAGAAGUCAAUUGAAUGAAACUUCGAAAGCAUAAGGAUCGAUCUCCUUCCCAAAGAAUUGUAGUUUAGUUAGUGUAUUGCUACACCAUGUGUUUGAGGAUAUAAAGAUCACUAAAGGGGUUGAAUUUAAGGCCUAUUAAAAUUCUUUCUAUGGAGUUUACUAAAAGGUUGUGCAGGUGCAAGGACUAGCCUUAUACAAGUCAUUACUAGUAUAGGAAAAACACCAUAAUGAUGAACUUUUUUGUUUGUGAAAGGAAGUUUGGCAUAGAAUGUUGCGCUAGGGAUACAAAGCUUAAACCAAAUGUGAAUGAUAACCUCCACAUACCAUGUUAAUUGAAUUUUACCAAUAAAAGAUGUCAUGAGAACAUAUUAUCAAUCAAUAGCUCCACAAUGUCAUGUGGUGGUAUUAGAAAGGAAAGAAGAGAGCUAGUCUUUUUAUGAUUGGCAAGUGGAUGCUUGAAAGGAAUGACCUAGUAUGAUAGUAACAAUAGUUGAGGAGUUGAUGGCCCUAGACUUGGUGCUGGUGAGGUAUAUUAGAGUAUGCAAAUCGGCUCCCAGCUUCAAGACAUGGUGAGAUCAAUGUAAUUCAUAUCCAAAUUAAUUCAAUUCCAUAGAUAAGUCAAGCAUUAAUCUAGAUGUUAUAUAUAAUGUGAGAGCGUAUCAUAGAUUUAGCAUUGUGACCAAUUUAGCUGAAGAGAUUAAAUAAGUAUUAUAUAGGAUCCAAUUUAUUUGUGAAGUAGGAAAACUUACUAUAGUUUGGAGGGCAAUAUACUAUCCUAACUUGGCAAACAUCAUAAUUGUGAAGAUUAAUGCUAAGGUUCUAUAUAGAUUUCAUCAAUCUAAACAAGGCCUACCUCAAAGACAAUUCUCUUUUUUAUUGGAUUGAUCAUCUAGACAUCAUGAGUUGGUUACAUAUAUCUAUGGAUGCAAACUUUAGGUACAACUAGACUAUGAUGUGCCCAUAUAAUAAAGGGAAAUUAUCCCUCAUUGAUUUAUGGAAUUUAUUGUUAUGAGAUCAUUUCUUUGAGCCUAGAAAGGUACUAAGAUGACCUAUUAGCACAAAGCUAAAAAAAUAAAAAAUGAAAAAUAAAGGCCAAAUCACUUAGAACAUGAAGGAUUGUAUAUAAAUAUGAUUGUCAAAUGUGAAGACGUAGUUAGCACAUAUAGAUCUAGCAAGAGCCAAUUUAACACUAAAAAGGAAUAAUAGUACUUAAGCACUAAUUAUUGCGCAAUGAUAGACACUAUAUCUCAUCAUAGAAAAUUUUAUGUCCUAGAAUUUCUACUUAUAUGUGAUUACUCCUAGUCAUGGAAGUGGGGCAACCAAACUUUGUUGACUCUCUUACUUUCUAGAGCAUCACGUAGUGACGACUCUACAUCCAACUAUUCUAGGGCAUGUUAACUUGUGCACUAGCUUGAAAGAAGACAUUUGUAUUUGUUGAAGUUUCCAUUAUUGAGGAAAGAAUAUGAUGGUUGAGUCCGAAGGAUUGUGGGACAUGAUCAAAGCCAAAUUCAUAUUUACAUAGCAAAAUUGAGUAAUGGAACCUAAAAUUGUCACAACACAAAAAAAAAAAAAAAAGGAAAAAAGAGUUCGUAUAGUGGGUAAUGGGCUUGUUAUCUAAUAGACUUAUCAAACUAGCCAAGCAUGUAGCUAGAUAACUCUUCAUUGUCAUAUUUUGGCCCAACAUUAAAACUUCAAACUUUUUUUAAAUUAUGUGAUUCAAGUUUUUUAUUAUUGAAAUUAAAGGACAAGCAAUCCACUUCAGAACAAGUUAUCAACCCUAAACACAUAAGUUGUCUUAAUAUACCUUUCCUAGUAAUUAAUUUUUUUAGAUCCUCAUUUUAAGAUCUAUAUUAACAAAUACUCAAAAGACAUGUUAAUAUUGUUUCGGUUUCCCAAUACAAGAGUAUGACUAUGGUUUUCUAUGUCGGUAAAAGUGAAUCCCAAUCAUAUACUAGAGAAUGAAUGAUUAAUAGCUAAUUGAAAUUUAAGAGAAAGGGCUUAUUUUGUACAUAUGUGGAUUUUCUUCAAAAUAAGGAGAAAAAUUUGAUAUAUUAGCAUACAUAAAAUGAACUCUUAUGUGUUCAUAUGUAUGUAUGCAUGCAUGCAUUACUUAGUCAUGUAUGCAUAUAUACAUAGAUUCCAUACAUGUAGCUUUACCUCGUAUGAUAUUGCAUGCCAUCCACAUAGAUAAGAAUAAACAGAGUGAGUUCUCUAGGGUCCCUUUUUUAGAUUUUGUUUAAAAAUUUAUCUAAAUAUUUUCAAUAGUUUUGAUCCUUCCACAUUACUUGAAACUUUGUAUGAAAGAGAGAGCACAUGAGAGAGACAAAUCAUUUUUAGCUUCUAAAAUUAUAUUCAAGACAACAUAGCUGUAGUGUCAUCAAGAAGCAUUAGCACACCAACUAUUUUUCUUACAUUUUUUCACUUUAAUAUCUCAAUAAUAAUUAUUGUGUCUCAAUUUUUUUUCUCUUAUGUGAAAUAUACUUUCGCAUGAAUUUGAGGCUCAUUUCAUUUAUUUAUUGAAAAUAUAAAAAAUUGUGAUGACUAACAGGCUUUACAGUCUUGUAGGAACUCCGGGUUACAACAAUCAGAAGCAUACACUUUUCUCUUCCAGCCAAGCUGAACACUCCAUGUAUGCAUCAUAAUCUUGUUAUCAAGUCUUCAACAACAUAAAAAUUUCAAUAUCUCAUCCAAAAUAGUAAACUUUUGCUUUUAUCCCGUAUUAUAUGUUAUCUUUUGAAUGAAUCUUAGAUACAAGUCACAUAGUAUGGGUGACAACUUCUGCAAGCUAUAUGUUCCCAUUUAAAUUGCUAUAUUUGUUUCAAUAUAAGUUUAUGAUGACAGUGUUUUCUUGGAUAAGUAUCAGAGAGAAUUUAUGAGACCA